Messenger RNA from Paramisgurnus dabryanus, 4256 nucleotides. The record is from RefSeq and is a predicted model, not a curated record. Lineage: Eukaryota; Metazoa; Chordata; Actinopteri; Cypriniformes; Cobitidae.
CUCAUUCUCGUGCCGCACCACCGCUGAUUCGUCUGUAUUGUGAGAGUUUCAGUCCCGAUCCGAUCCUCAUCACAAAGAAACUCAAAAUUCCUGACAGUUUUCCAGAGACUUUCCCAGCAGAUCCCGCGCGCGCACAUACACACGCGGCCGCGCAUCUCUCCUCAGACAAUUACGAGAGAAAUCUUUAAGACGCAAGAAAGAAAGCGCGUGUAGCGGACGGGACCAGACAUAUGGACUGGAUCAGAAUCUGAAGAUCGGCAUCAGAUCGUAAAACGCUGGAUAUCGAGCAGCUUCGUCCUUUCCGCGGUGCUGAAAUGAUCUGAUCUGAUCACAGAUCCCCAUCAUCAUCAUCAUCAUCAUCUGGACAGGUGUCUGUUUCACACUGAGCGCUGAUGUUCUUCAUCGAUUGUAAGAUGGUUGAUGUUCUUCGAGGUCGGCGGAGGUUACGGGUGUCUGUCUGUAAGCUGCCCUGUCCGUUCUGUUUCCUGCUGCUGUUUGGGGUUGGAGGUCUGGUGCUCUUCGUUCACCUGCAGGAUCUCUCAGACAUGGGGAUACAACAAACUCCAGCAGUGUGCACAGUUCAGCGAGUCAGCCGGCAGAGUUUCCCAGCGGUCUGAAGAGGGCGACAUCAAGCCCAUCUCACCAAUGCAGCUGCCAGACUUUCACGGGAAACAUCAAUCUGCCACCCCGGGUUCACGUGAGCACGACACGGAGUCACAGCGGGUCACCAAACGCCACCGGAAACUUUUAAAAACCAGCCCAGUGGUACGGGCGCAAACCAACUCUUCAUCUUCACCUUCAUACGCUACAGCUGAGAGCUCUACGGGGCUGAAUGACAUUCAGGAAUCUCGUCGAAGGAUCAUCAGAGAGGUCUGCGCAAAGUACCGUAGUAAUAUUUCCAGGACGAUAACGCCACACCACGUCUCCCGGAUUUACGUGGAGGACCGACAUAAACUGUUGUAUUGCGAGGUGCCUAAAGCCGGCUGCUCCAACUGGAAAAGAGUUCUGAUGGUGCUGGCCGGGGUCGCCAACGCUACCAGUAAAAUCAAUGACAAGGCCGUUCACUACGACAACCACCUGAAACGACUGGAUAGCUUUGACAGGCAGGGCAUCACCAAGCGUCUGCAAACCUACACUAAAGUCCUGUUUGUCCGAGAGCCUUUGGAAAGACUCGUCUCUGCGUACAGGGAUAAAUUCGAGAACCCGAAUUCCUACUAUCAUCCCGUAUUCGGAAAGCCCAUCAUCUCAAAGUACAGGGUGAACGCAUCCAAAGCGGCUUUAAAGACGGGAAACGGGGUCACCUUUCGGGAAUUCAUCCAUUACUUGCUGGACGUCCAUCGGCCCGUGGGAAUGGACAUCCACUGGGAACCGGCAAACCAACUCUGUAAUCCUUGUCACCUGCAUUACGACUUCAUAGGAAAGGUUGAGAACUUGGAAGAGGAGGCCAAUUUCAUUUUACAAAAGAUCAGAGCCCCCGAACACCUGAUGUACCCCUCCGUCAAGGCCAGGACUUCCACCCAGAUCACGCAGGAUUAUUUUUCACAGCUGAACGCCUCUGAGAGACAGAGGGCUUAUGACUUCUUCUACAUGGACUAUCUGAUGUUUAACUACUCUAAACCUUAUAAAGACUUGUACUGAAGCUUAACUAUUGCUGUGCAAAACAUCUGUUGUCCAUUCAAUGCUUCGAAGGGACUAAUAAGACUAAAUCACUUCUCUGAGUUUCACCAUCAGAUCACCUAUACCUAACCCAAAGCAUAUUAAUACAAAAUAAUGUUUUCUUUGCCAAAUGUUCUUGUGUCAUUUGUGGAAAGACCCUGGCCAUCAUACGAGUUUAUCUGCAGUGCAAAUGUGAACAGUAUGAAAUACCCAGAUGAUCUUUAACUUGACAAAGGCUGGAUUUACACUGCAAAUCUUGAUGCCCAAUUCCGAUUUGUUGCUUGUAGCCGAUUUUUUUGAUGACCCGCUUACAUCAUUUUUUUUUUUAAAGCGACUCGUAUUUGAUAUCUGUAUUUACUCACAACACUUGGCAAAACAAAUCAAAGUGGACAUACUGACCCGUAAAAGCUUAAACCUCCAUGAAAAUGUUGUGAUAUGCAAUGGACACAGACAAAAUGAUUAUACAGCUGUAACAUUACUUCACAAAGAUGCACUGCUAAGAUGAGUCAUGUGAUCGCGUGUGGUGUCCACCUGAGUUGAUGUCAUUUGCCAGUGACACAGAGACGUCUUGAGAUGGGAAUAUCUGAUCUGUCAGGUUACAUUGCGGAUGAGAAUGCAUGUAUCCAAUUCAUAUGCGAUUUAUUUACACACAUGAAUCAGGCCUGAAACCGAUUAGAGAAUAUCGGAUUUUAUGCGCUUUUUCCUGCUUACACGUCCAUGGAUCAGAUCUGAUCUGUGCCACAUGAGGGGAAAAUCAGAAUUGAGUCCCUUCAAACAUGCAGUGUGAAUGCAGCCUAACUAUUUCAUCAGCCUGCCAAAAUAUAAAUGUUUUUAAGAUCAUCGGAUGCUAGAUGCUCAAUUAAAAAUGCAAUGUAAUCCUGCAUAUACACACGGCACAGCAUUCAUUCACAGUAUUUUUGCACACAGCACUACACAAGUAGAAAAGGGCAAAUGUAACUUUAACACUAAUAGCUUUCAUCUUACAAAAAGACUCAAUGGUAUUACUGCUUUUUACCAUAGUAGUAUCAUGCUAUUCAUGUUACAGUAAAACCACGAUAACAUUAAUAUGGAAUUCAUAAAAGUACCAUGGUAUCAUCAUCAGAUAUUAUGGUACCUUUACACAACUUUUAUUUCAUACUAUUAUAUACAGUUGUGACCAAAAAUAUUAGCACCCUUGGUAAAUAUGAUCAAAUAAGGCUGUGAAAAUUCAUCUGCAUUGUUAAUCCUUUUGAUUUUUUAUUAACAAAAUUCACAAAAAUGUAUUCUUUUAUUGGAUAAUAAGAAUUUAAAAUGGGGGGAAAUAUGAUUAUGAAAUAAAUGUUUUUCUCUAAUACACAUUGUCCAAAAUUAUUAGCACCCUUUUAUUCAAUACUUUUUAAAACCUCCAUUUGCCAGUUUAACAGGUCUAAAUUUUCUCCUAUAAUGCCUGGUGAGGUAAGAAAACACAUGACAAGAGAUCAGAGACCAUUCCUUCAUCCAGAAUCACUCCAGACCUUUUAGAUUCCCAGCUACAUGUUGUUGCUUCUCCUCUUCAGUUCACUCCUCUCAUUUUCUGUGGGGUUCAGGUCAGAAGAGUGGAAUGGCUUUAGCAGAAGCUUGGUUUUGAGCUCAGUGACCCAUUUUUGUGUUGUUUUUGAGGUUUGUGUUUUGGUUAUUGUACACUUAGAGGAUCCAAACAUGGCCCAUUAUAAGGAUUCUAACAGAGUCAGUCACUUAGGGAUUUUUUAUCUGUUGGUAUUUGAUAGAAUCCAUGAUGCCAUGUAUUUUAACAAGAUGUCCAGAACCUCCAGCAGAAAUAUAGGCCCACAACAUCAAAAACACAGCAGUAUAUUUCAUUGUACACAUGGGGUACUUUUUUUCUCUGUGUUUACCAAACCCAUCUUGAGUGUUUGCUGCUAAAAGCUCAUUUUUUAGUUUCAUCUGACCAUAGAACCCAUUCCCAUUUAAAGUUCCAGUCAUGACUGAUAACUGAAUAUGCUUUAGUUUGUUUUUGAAUGAGCUAGGAGAAUUUUUCUUGUAACCCUCCCAAACAACAUGUGUUGAUGUAGGUUCUGUUUGGCAAUUUUUUAAAAGGUUUUCUGAACCAGAGGCUCAACAAUUUUCUGCAAUUCUUCAUCUGUGACUCUAGGAGAGUCUUUAGCUACUCAAACUCUCCUUCUCACCGUACAUUAGGACGAUAUAGGCAUAGGUUCCCUUUCAGGCAGUUUUGUAACAUUUUCUGAUGGUUGGAAAUUCUUAAUUAUUGCCCUGAUGAUGGAAAUGGUCAUUUUCACUGCUCUAGCUCUUUUCUUAAAGCCACUUCACCAAUUUGUGAAGAUCAAUUAUCUUUUGCUGCACAUCAGAAAUAUAUUCUUUGGUUUUUCUCAUUGUGAUGGAUGAUUAAGGGAAUUUAGGCUUUGUUUCCCCUCCUCUUUAUAUUUUUGUGAAACAGAAGCCAGAGCUGAAUGAUUUUGUGUUUACAAUCAUGCUGGAGUUCUGAAAAUUGUGAAAAUGAAUGGAAAUAUACUUCAGACAUAUUUUACCAAUAAGAAUUUCUAGGGGGGCUAAUAAUUCUGUCCAACGAGUAUUUGAGAAAAACAUUCAUUUCAUAAUGAUAUUUC